UUUCCUCUUUAUCUAAAAAAAGCUCUGUUGAACUAUAAGCUUCCACUAGUCAAAUAAACGAGGAUUCGGAAUCUACCGGAAAAAAUGGACAAAAAGAACAAACGAAACCAGAGAAACAAGAUGACAGCAAGAAGGCACUUCAAUCCAAACACACCCAGAAUGUUGAUUGAACAAGCGUUUUCCAGAUUCACGAACGUCGCGACAACCAACGCAAAAGUCGAAUUGGAUUGGGAUGCUCUGGAUCGGAUGAAUGAUAUUUACGCAGACAUGAUCGAGAAUUGGUCUUACACCCAACACAUGAACAGAGAGGCUCUUGAACGAGUAAAGUUGGACGCACGAUUGGCGAUGUUGAUGACUUUGAUCAGAGAGCUCGCUCUCGCCACACCCGAUGGUGAGAUGCACAAGAUUGCCAUGUUUCAUAAUCUUUGCCGUUCCGAAUUCGUGGCGUUUCCAUCAUCUUUGGCCUCGGCAAUUGACAAUAAUGGAGAAUGUGAAUUUGAUGAAUACAUCGUGCGCAUCAAGGAUAAAGUUUACAACAUCCACAAAUUUUCUUUUUACUUGGCCCGAGUCUGGAUGGAUCAUCCAUCAUUCCGAGGCCUUUACGAUCUUGAUUUUCGACACGCCGUCACUGAACGAUAUCUAAUUCAAAAAGCGAAUACAGACGAUGCGAUCGAAGCUGGUCAGAUCGUCCAAACUGUGAAAUUGCACGACCAACCCUACGAACCUUUCUUUGGCGACGAAGCGAGUAUUAAGGCUAUCAAAGGGAAAGUCGAAACAAUCUUGCAAUCCAAGUACGAGCAAGGAUAUGUUGAGCAGGUCGUCAAGUAUGCUCCAAGACAGAUUCCCGCUUGGCAAGGAGGGACUGCUACCGAAGUGGAUUUGAUCACCGUUUAUGAUCCUUUGACUGCCGUAGAAGUCCGUCGCUUUUAUCCCGUACUUAGAAUCUCAGAACACCGCAGCGAACAGAUGAACCCCCUUCGAAUAUGGAUUGGUCUCAUGAACCUGGAGAUGCCUGACCAUCAACAAAUGGUAUGUGCAGCUUUGAUGUUGGUCGCGAAUAGAAGUUGGUUUUCUAUUCGCAAUUACAACAACAAAUUGCAUCGACUUGUUCCUGAAGUACCAGCCGCAUGGAACAUUACGCCGGCCACCCUCUUGGACACUUUGAAUCUACGACUCUUCCGGAUGAUUGGAGAAGAAAGCGGUCGGGAUACGAUUCCUGUAGUCGUCGACGACGUUUUCGAUUACUUGGAUAACGGAGCGUGUUCCAUGCUCGAAAGGAUCUUUCAAACGAUCGUUAUGUAG
This is a messenger RNA of Zychaea mexicana, 1302 nucleotides long. RefSeq lists its product as uncharacterized. Bases 85 to 1302 code for a protein of 405 amino acids. The record is from RefSeq and is a predicted model, not a curated record. Lineage: Eukaryota; Fungi; Mucoromycota; Mucoromycetes; Mucorales; Lichtheimiaceae. The transcript has a single exon.